Mauremys reevesii (Reeves's turtle) is the source of this 2854-nucleotide messenger RNA. RefSeq names its product exosome component 6 (gene EXOSC6). Gene Ontology annotation, cellular component: nucleolus; cytoplasmic exosome (RNase complex); nuclear exosome (RNase complex). The record is from RefSeq and is a predicted model, not a curated record. NCBI's taxonomy places the organism in Eukaryota, Metazoa, Chordata, Testudines, Geoemydidae. Gene Ontology annotation, biological process: rRNA catabolic process; U4 snRNA 3'-end processing; poly(A)-dependent snoRNA 3'-end processing.
AUGGCGCUGGACCACCGGCGCGUGCCGGGCCCCGAGGAGUCGCAGGCCCCGCUGCUGUUCGCGGUGCCCGGCCAGGCGGACCCGGGGCCGCCGGGCCGGGAGGCGGCGGCGCUGCGGCCGCUGCUGGCGCGGGCCGGGCUGCUGAGCCAGGCCGAGGGCUCGGCCUACGUGGAGCUGGGCGGCGGCACCAAGGUGCUGUGCGCCGUGCGCGGGCCGCGCGAGGGCCGAGGCCGCGGCCGGCUGCUGUGCGAGUUCCGCCGCGCGCCCUUCUCCGGCCGCGGCGCGCGCCCGCGGCCCGGCCCCGCCGCCGCCGCCCGCGAGCGCGAGCUGGGCCUGGCGCUGCAGGAGGCGCUGGCGCCGGCCGUGCGCCUGGCGCGCUACCCGCGCGCGCGCCUGGAGCUGACGGCGCUCGUGCUGCAGGACGGCGGCUCGGCGCUCGCGGCCGCGCUCUCCGCCGCCGCCCUGGCGCUGGCCGACGCGGGCGUGGAGAUGUUCGACCUGGUGGUGGGCUGCGGCCUGUGCCGCGCGCCCGGGCCCGGCGGCGCCUGGCUGCUGCUGCCCAGCGAGGCCGAGGAGCGCGCGGCCGCCGCCCGCCGCACCGUGGCCCGCAUGCCCGGCCUCAACCAGGUGGCCGGGCUGCUGGGCCGCGGGCAGGGCGGGCCGCCCGAGAGCUGGGCCCAGGCCGUGCGCCUCGGCCUGGAGGGCUGCCAGCGCCUCUACCCGGUGCUGCGCCGCAGCCUGCUGCGCAGCGCCGAGCGCCGGGCGGCCGAGGGCCCGCGGGCCGCGGGGGCCAGCGCCUGAGCCGCGGCGGCCCCCGGAACCGGCACCAACGGGUCCCCCUUCCCCAGGGAAACUGAUCCAGCCCCCGGUCCUCCAGGAUGAGCAGGGUCUGGGGCAGAGAUAAUCUGGGGGUGUGUUCCAGCAGUACCCCCCCUUUCCAGAGAUAAUCGGGGCAGGGGUGUCCCAGCAGCCCAGCACCCCCCUUUCUAGAGAUAAUCAGGGGGUGUGUCCCAGCACCCCCCUUUCCAGAGAUAAUCGGGGGGGGGGGUGUCCCAGCAGCCCAGCACCCCUCCUCCCAGAGAUAAUCGGGGAGGGGGGAGGUUUCCCAGCAACCCCCUUUCCAGAGGUAAUCUGGGGGGCGGUGUCCCAGCAGCCCAGCACCCCCCUCCCAGAGAUAAUCGGGGGGGGGUGUCCCAGCAGCCCAGCACCCCCCUUUCCAGAGGAAAUCUGGAGGGGGGUGUCCCAGCAGCCCAGCACCCCCCUUUCCAGAGGAAAUCUGGGGGCGCCAGUGGCAAAUCUGACUUGAGAUCAGUCCCUCCUCACUGCUGGGGAGCAGGGCAGCAGACCCCCCCAAAGCUAGCUGAGACCUGUCCCACUGCUGUGGGGGGGAGCAGAGCCGCAACCCCACCCUCCUGCUGCUGGACUGCUAAGGGGACCAAGUGACUGAUCCACGGAGCAGCGGCACCUCCAAAGGAAAAGUCCCACUGGGAUCCAGCAAGGGGGCAGUGUGACCGGAGCCCCAGGCUGCUGCUGGGGCCGCUCCACUCAGCAAGGAAAAGUGAGCCGAAUUGGGGCCUGUCUACCAAGGGGAGCGCAUCAGAGACAUUUCCACUGGGGAUCGAGCAGCCCCCAUGCCCUGAGGAAUAUUCUGCACCAGCAUGAUGGCAAAAUUGUGGACAUUUCAAUCGAAAUUGGGACUGAAAACAGGAGGCGGACUCUGGAGAUUGAACAUAUGGAGGGAUUUUUUUUUCUUUUCUUCUCAACUCCAGUACUGAGGGGGGUGAGCUGGAGACUUCUUGUAGAAGAGACUUUACAGAUGGGAGUUAACACUGCAGAAGUUAUAGAAACUGUGGCAAACCUUAGGGCAAGUCCCCCAUACCCAGUGACACACUGUGCCCAUGGCAGCUAUCAUCCACCAUACUCUUAAGUGUUUUUUUUAAGUAUCAUAGAAAUGGUUUUUGUACUUUAUGGUUAAUACAAUUCAGCACAUGCCACUGAGAUAUGAACUGGCUUCUGCAGGUUGUUGGUUCAUUUCAUUGAUAUUUUGGUGUGUAGGAAUGUAUGUAGUGUGUGCGCCAGAAAAAAACUGCCCCUCCUGCCUUAGAUUUUUAAAAGGUUUCUGUUGACUCCUAACUGAUUGCUAGGAUAUGGCAAGAAAUACUGCUGGUCAGCAGACAUCUGUUUUAUUGGAUGGUUUGAAAUGUUUUUCUAUGAUUUUUUGUGACAUUUGUUGAUUAUAUCUUAACUCUUCCCCUGAAAAUCAAGACUGCAUUUUUCAUGGUGUUCAUUUCACUUUCCCUAAAAAUGGAGGGACCCAUGCUAGUGUAGGCUAGUGUGAUUAUUUUGGUUUGAUCUGGCCCUUUCUUGUUACCUCUCUGGUUGCAACUCUGAUCAGUAGGGGUUCUUUACUGUCUGUCAAUGGCACCUCUGCAAAUUAAGCAAUUAACUCAAAUUCUCCAUACAGUGGACAUGUACUAAUGCAGUUUUUUUCUUUCUGUGGGCUUCGUUACACUUGCAUUCUUUUCAUGUUGCACGCAAAACAUUGUUAAUUGCCCACAGUAGGAAGAACUGGUAAUGAGAUCCUUCAUGCCGAAUGUGCUGUAAUAGUGUAACUCACCCAACCCUUGGAUUGUAUUGAUUUGGGGGAUGUGUUCCAGACAGAAGUGAUGAUGAAAGGGUUUGGUUGUAAUGCUUUGUUUCUAAAAUGUGUUCAACAGUCAGAAACCACUUCCCAGUAAAAUCCAGUGCAUAUAUAAGACCUAUCUGUAAUUCACCACCAAAGAUAAUUGAUUAGAUGGGAAACAUUUGUAUAUGAUAAUAAAUCUUCUUACUGUGAAGUUCACCUUUUCCUGGC